Bactrocera tryoni is the source of this 1110-nucleotide messenger RNA. RefSeq lists its product as uncharacterized. Bases 381 to 1001 code for a protein of 206 amino acids. The record is from RefSeq and is a predicted model, not a curated record. Lineage: Eukaryota; Metazoa; Arthropoda; Insecta; Diptera; Tephritidae. Gene Ontology annotation, biological process: GPI anchor biosynthetic process. Gene Ontology annotation, cellular component: glycosylphosphatidylinositol-N-acetylglucosaminyltransferase (GPI-GnT) complex. The transcript has 4 exons.
CGUCAAUUUAGGCAAAAAAAAAAUAUUUUGUAUGUUAUACUUACAUAUUUUGUUCAAGAAAGCCAUACAAUUCCAUUGAUUAUAAAAAUUGUAACAAAUAUUAAACUACAGCACAUACAUAAAUAAGAUUAUGCUAAAUAUUUAUUUUGAUUAUGCAACUUUAAACAAUUUAUAGAACCUGCAUGUACGAAACACUGACACCUGCGAAUGAGAACAGUAAAACAAACGUCAAUAAAAGUUUUGACAGCCGGAAUAAUAAGUGGGUGAAGUAAUUAAAACAAUAAUCAAGGCGAAUUUACAAGUAGUAUAAUAUAAAUAAGUAAAAAUUGUAGGAUUUGCUUUUACAAUUAUUCUUUGAGAAUCAACAAAGCGAAUAUCCAAUGCCUUCUCCAUCUCCAGAGUGCACAACUCAAAUUUAUACAUACCAAAGCCUAAGUCAACGGUAUAGUGGCAAUAAAUCACCAGAUCUUCAGCUCACUGUGCAUGAAUGUGGCAAAGAUUCUAUUGAGUUAGAACUGACCAAUUUACAAUAUGUCUUACAGAGAUGUCAACGAAUUAAACAUAUAUGUAUGACUAUUAUUAUUUAUAUUGUUUAUAUCAUAAUGGUAUCCACAAACGUGACAAUCUUAAAAGGACACAUAUUAUGUGACCUCAGUUGCCUCUUGUGGUUACUAUAUCGGAUAUUCAACUUAAUGUCAUUAAUUCAAACUGAAAAAAUUAUUAUUUGCUUGGAUCUUGCACUUCAAUGCCAUACGGUACGAUUUCUAGGGCGAACCUCAAAUUUAUUCAUUCCAACGAACAAUAUUUAUGAUAUAGUAAUAAAUGAAGUUAUCGAAGAUCUUGAUGUGCAUUAUAUACUGAUAAUUCGAACAAAGGGCAGUCUUUUCCAAAAGAAGCCAAUUAUUACACUUUUUAAUUCUUUGCAGCCGUCCUUCGAAUGCUUGCAGAUGACAUACAGAUGUCUCAAUGGAAUUUUUCGCAAAUCAAACGGGAUUACAUAGAUAUAAGUUAUAGCAGAUCCAUUCCAAUCGCCGUUGUUCUCACGUCUUCCAAUAGUGCAUCUAUCUGAAAAGGAACAGCAAUAAAUCAAGAAUAUUUAUUGAAAAUAUA